UCGCUACGCACGUCGAUGGUCACUCACAGAGCUCGGCCUAUGGUAAAGUUAUGGUUGGACGUCGACGCAACGUAAAUGCGGAGCCGGGAUGAGGAAGCGCGUAAACACUGGAGCUCUGCGCGUAAACACUGGGCUCUGCGCGCAACCAGGGCGACAGACGCGCCCUCGGCAUCGGACGAGGCUGACGCGCUCAGCCGAUGAGAAACGCUCUCAUCCCCGCGGAGGGUGGCUAGUUAUGUGGAACCACACCGACUAGUUUUCGGAUAAUCUUUUCCCAACAGGUUGUUUGGAUAUUUUCUCCCGUCAAACAUUGUUACUUAUGAAUCGGAGCGGAUGUGGGCAGUGAUCUGUGGCUCACAAUGAACACAGGCAACGCCAAGCCUCCUGUGGCUCCCAAACCCGCGCUCCGUGGUGCGGCCGGAUUCGGACUAGCCUCUCCCCUCCUGCCCAGAGCCGGCUCCUCCACAGCGAAAGGUCCCAAACCGGCAGUGGCCCCAAAACCCAGGGUCCGGCAGGACCGCGACCCCAGAGAGGCAGAGUGCUGCCCCGACCAGAAGACCUGUCCUAAUGGCGGCCCUCGGGCCCCGGACCGGGGGAGCGGGUCGCAGCACUGGGCUGGAGCCCGAGGGGAGGUCAGAGCAAAACCGGACCCCCAUGUCCAGGACCUCCUCUCAGAGGUCAUGGACCUCAGAGAGAGAGACCCGGGGAACGCCUCCCCGGCGCCAGACGCAGGCGGGGAAUCAGCCGAGCGAGCGCCAGAGGACGAUACGAUGCAGGGCGGCGGCGAGGGAUGGCGGUCGACCGACGCCAGCGCUCUCCGGGACGUGCGGGGGUCUCCGGACUCGCCGGGGGCCAGCCACGCCGGCCUCGUCGCCGGCCCCGCCGCCAGCGUGGAGAUGAUCGACACGGACACGACGGAGGACCUGACCUCGGAGGGCUGUGACGCCGGCGAGGCCCUGGCCGACACGGACGGCUUCUCCCUGGGGGACUGUUCGUUCUCCGUGGGGGACUGCUCGUUUGAACUGGGGGACGGUUCCUUCGAACUGGGGGACGGUUCCUUCGAACUGGGGGACGGCUCGUACUCCGUCGGGGACUGCUCCUUCGCCAGCGUGGACGAGGAGGAGCUGGCCCUCUCCUCUGUGAGGGGACCAAGGCCUCGGGACAAGGAACCACUUGAAGACGGCCGGGAGGACAGUGAGGUUCGCUGUACAGCAGACCCUUUAAAGGUCAGGGCAGCACAAGACGUGAGACCUGCUAACGGCGACGGCGCUAAGUACAUAGCUAAUGUACUCAGCGUGGAGUGCAGCCACGGCAGCAUACAAGGAGCUGGGAGCAUGGGAUCCGCUCAGAACCAGAACCGGGUUCUUCUGGAGGUACAGACUAAGCCCGAGCCCAACUACAUUUCCUCCGAGGACGUUAUUGACGCACGGCAGAUACUGAUAGAUCACAAAGUUGCUCUGUUGUCAAGAAGUCCGGUGAUUCAACAUAAACACUUACUGGGCGACAGCUCAGUGGCGUUACCCAGGAAGUACCGCUGCAUCACAGAUAAAGACUCCCCCUUCAGCAGCUGUAGGAACAAUGAACCCAUAGAGUCUUCCGAGGAUCCCCUGGACGUAGAUGAUGGUGUCGAGGAGGACAAAGACGAGGAAAGGAGACACAACAGGAUGAACGUCAAGAGUGAUGACCAUAAAACCUGGCUCAUGAACGCUGCUCUGGACUGCCGUCCGCAGUACAGACUGGUGUCGUUCUCCGUGCCUCCAGACCCGGACACCUCCCUGACUUCCUCCGUCUCUGAGGGUCAGCUCACGUCCCCGCAAGCCUUGUACGGGGUCCGAGACGAGGACACCGGAGGCCGACACGCGGUGCCGUUCCUGGACGACACCACGGACACGGAGCAGGACCUGAGCGAGGAGCACGUCUACGAGGAGACGGGGCCGGACCUGGGGGAAGGCCCUCCCCUGGAGAGGAGGUCUGUGGGGCCGGGCCCGCCGCCAUUCUCAAGGCCCCGCCUCUUAGACCCAGCGGCCCCGGCCCUGACCAGCAGCCCCAUGCUGGGCCCCGUGCGAGCCAGGUGCUACCCCCGACCGCCCGGCCUGUCCCUCUACCCCCGCUCCGUCUCCGUGGAGGGGCAGGAGCUGACCCUGCGUCGGUGUCAGGAGCGAGACGCCGCCUCCAGGGAGCCGGGGGACGACGGGCUCUUCCUCUCCCACGCCUUCGGAUCUUCCGGGAGCUUCUCCCGCUGCCCGCCUCGACCAAUCAGCGGCCUGGCCACGCCCACGUCCCUGCUGGACAUCCCUCCUCCGUUUGAGCUGGCCUGCAUCACCAAGAGGCCGCUCACCAAGAGCUCCCCCUCGCUGCACACGGACGGGGAGAACAACAAGAAGAAGUCCUCCAUCAAACGCUUCCUGAUGCUCAAGUUCAGGAAGAAGUCGUCCGACAGGAAGCCCGCGGCGGACCUCCCCUCGCCCUCCUCCAGGUCCUCCUCCGAGUCCAUCAACCACCUGACCGGCCGGUCCCUGGAGGCGGAGCGGAACGCCCUGAGCCACUUCUCUCUGGUCAACGUCUGCUCCUCCGGCUCCCCUCGCAGCGCCGCCAGGCUCCUCCCCCCGCUGGCGUCCUACGGCGAGGGGCAGCGCGACCGCCGCUCGCUGGCGUUCCUGAGCCGCAGCGUGAUCCGCGUGGAGUCCUUCGAGGAGCGCUCCCGUGGCCCCCUGGUGGCGCUGGCGCUGACCAAGCCCCGCUCCAUCUCCUUCCCCAGCGCCGACUCCGCCUCCGACUACGAGAACGUGCCCCCGCUCAGCUCGGACUACGAGAACGUCUCGGUGCCCCACCCGCCGCCGCUCGGCCCCGAGACCUUCCCCGAGUUCUUCGAGCGGCCGUGGCGGGCGCGCUCCACCGCCCACGACACGGACGGCUACGUGGACAUGAGCAGCUUCCCAGGGUUCGAGAGGAGGACCCGCGCCCCCCCGGAGGAGACGGAAAGUGCCUACACUGAGGCCUACAAGGUGUGCUCCAUGGCUGUGGGCCCCCCUGCUGGCCUGGAGGGCCUGGGGGGCGCCGAGGGACCGGACCCCGGACAGACGUCUGAGGACGAGGACAGAGGGGCCGACGGCAAUUAUGACCGACCGCCUGAUGGCCGCUCCAGAGCCUUCUACAUCGCCAAAGAGCUGAUGGACACAGAGAGACUGCACGUGAAGGCACUCAAGCAACUGCAGGAAGACUUCCGGGAGGCGGUGUGCUCAGCGGUGGGGGCCGACGGGGAGAGGGUCCUGGGGGACGAGAGGCUGAGGGAGAUCCUCACCGACCUGCCCGACGUCUAUAGCCUGCACCGCAGGAUCCUGGGCGAGCUGGAGGACCGGCUCAGACACUGGGAGGAGAGCCAGAGCAUUGCUGACGUCAUCCUGUCCAAGAAGGCGGACUUCUUCGUCUUCACCACCUUCAUCGGUCACUACGACCGCAGCGUCAGCCUAUUGGAGGACAGCUGCCGGAGUUCUCCCGCCUUCGCUGCCCUCGUGAGCCAGUUUGAGCAGAGUGUGGCGUGUGAAGGCGUGUCUCUGAAACAUCAGCUCCUCAGAGUCAUCGUCCGUGUGGCUCAGUACCGCAUGCUGCUGACCGAUUACCUCAACAACCUGCGGCCGGACUCGAAGGAGUAUGAGGACAGCCAAGCUGCGGUGGCAGUAGUGUCCGACAUUGCUGACCAGGCUAAUGACAGUUUGCAGAAUGGAGAGAAUGUUCUGCGUCUGGUCAACAUCGAGUACAGCGUCCGCGGUCAGAAGGACCUCCUGCGGCCUGGCAGGGUCUUCAUCAAGGAGGGCACCCUGAUGAAGGUCAGCCGGAAGAGCUCACAGCCUCGCCACCUGUUUCUGAUGAACGACGUGCUGCUGUACACCUACCCACAGCAGGACGGGAAAUACAGACUGAAGGACACUCUCUCCCUCUCUGGGAUGAAGGUCACCAAACCGAGCUCGGAGGAGACGCAUAACGGCCUUAAGAUUGAAGUCCAGGACGUGUCCAUCAGCCUCUCAGCCAGCUCCAGCAGUGAGAGAGAUGACUGGUUCUACACUCUGAGCCGCACCGUGGCGGACCACAGCCGGGGGGCGCCAGCGAGCACGGCCGGCCAUGGAGAGGAUGAGGACUACCCCGGGGGGGCCCUGGGCGAGCGGCCCCCCAGGCCGGUGUGUGCGUCGCAGGUCCUGAUGUGCAUGAACUGCACGUGUGACUUUAGCCUGCGUCUGCGCCGGCACCACUGCCACGCCUGUGGGAGGAUUGUUUGUCGCAGCUGUUCCAGAAACCGCUGUGCUCUGAAGUACCUGAAGGGUCGGACGGCCAAGGUGUGUGACCACUGCUACAGCCAGCUGCACGCAAGAGGGGCUCCUGGAUCCGCCUCCUCAGCCCCCACCAGCCCACGCACCGGCCGCUCCAGGCCUCUCUCCGCCGUCUUCCAGAACAUUCACCCUCCAAACCUCUGGAGACACCGCAAAGGAACCGCCUCCUUCACCCCGGGGGCAGUGUGGGAGGAGGGCGCCAUCAGCGGCAGUCUGCAGCGCAGCAAGAGGAGCAAGCAGCACUGGAAGAGGCUGUGGUUCCUCCUCAAAGACAAGGUGCUGUACACCUACCGGGCCCAAGAGGAGAAGGUGGCGUCAGAGAGCUUGCCUCUGCUGGGUUUCACGGUGAAGCUGGCUGACCGCGAGCAGCUGGACGAGGCCAACCUGUUCCAGCUGUACCACAAGAAGACCCUAUACUACAGCUUCAGGGCGGAGGACAACUGCACGGCUCAGAGGUGGGUCAACGCCAUGGAGGAGGCCACAGUGCUAUAGGACCCCCCACCGGCCAAUAGGAACCCCCUCCCCAUGAGGACCCCGUAUCGUCCUAUAAGACCCCCCACGUGUUCUAGGACCCCCCACGUGCUAUAGGACCCCCCUCCCCCAGUGGGACCCCCCAGCAGGAACCUGCUGAGCGUUGAGGGGAACUCUCCGCUCCCUCCCUACAUUGAGAAGAACCUUCCGGUUCCGCAAGUUCCUGGAAGACAAACCACCGCCUUUAAACCAGAGUUGGCCGGAGGUAUUGAGUCAGGAGGACAGACUGUUCCUCUCUUUGUGGUCCUGAAUAGAGGAAGUGUUUCUGAGAGCCUCUUGGUUCCCCUUGCUGUGUCCUUGACCUGCUGCUAGGCUAGCUAGGUGCUAGAAGCCUCGCAGUGCUGGCCUAGAUACCCAGCAUCAGCCUGGACUCAGACCUGGCCCCGGAUUCAGACCUCGCCCCGGACCCAGACCCCCGGACCCAGACCCCCAGAGUCAGACCCCCAGACCCAGACCCCCGGACCCAGACCCCCGGACUCAGACCUGGCCAUGGACUCAGACCUGGCCAUGGACUCAGACCUGGCUACGUGUGCCUGAUGGUCAACACGUACCCUCUCUCGCUGUGCAACGGCAGGAUUUAAACCGUUUAGCCAUCGCAUACAACAAGCACGUGAACCACUUAACAAAUAAUAUUUAACGAAAUCUUUUUAAAUCUUAUAUAGGUGUUCAAAAUACCUACAAGUCUGAACGUGAGUUAAGUAAUGAUUAAUACGAAGACCUGCAUCUUUAUUUUGAUACCUGGCUGUACUCAGUAAACACUGCCUGCAUUAAUGGAUGAGGACGCCCUUGUUGAUUGUGUAGGAGCUUGACCUUGUAUUUCUGGAGGUGAUUGGCAGUAGCUUGAGGAUGUAAGAUGUGGUUUCAUUAACUGAAUUGCUUUAUUUGCACCUAUCUAUAAGAGGAGAAUUUAACAGUGGAAGGGAAUGUACCUUCACCUCUCCAUGGGGGACAAAUAAGUUUUCCGUUGUUUGGACGUUGCCAAAUACCUUUAUGUCAAAACAUUUGAUAAACUCAAUACUUUAAUGUCUAUUCAUAUUUGUAAAAUCUAUGAUGUACAAAGCCAGUGUCAUGGACUCUGAAAUGUAGCUUACUUGACAUAUUAUUACAUCCAAUUUACACAGUGCUGUUAAUGAAUUAAUAAAAAAAAAAAGUAGCUCAAGUUU
Gadus morhua (Atlantic cod) is the source of this 6019-nucleotide messenger RNA. It is a transcript of the gene fgd5b, whose product is annotated as FYVE, RhoGEF and PH domain containing 5b. NCBI's taxonomy places the organism in Eukaryota, Metazoa, Chordata, Actinopteri, Gadiformes, Gadidae. Bases 360 to 4817 code for a protein of 1485 amino acids. Gene Ontology annotation, molecular function: metal ion binding; guanyl-nucleotide exchange factor activity. Gene Ontology annotation, cellular component: cytoplasm. The record is from RefSeq and is a predicted model, not a curated record. The transcript is spliced from 21 exons.